Asterias rubens (European starfish) is the source of this 2521-nucleotide messenger RNA. Its product is annotated as TNF receptor-associated factor 6-like. Gene Ontology annotation, biological process: regulation of canonical NF-kappaB signal transduction; regulation of apoptotic process; tumor necrosis factor-mediated signaling pathway. Bases 125 to 2116 code for a protein of 663 amino acids. The record is from RefSeq and is a predicted model, not a curated record. The transcript is spliced from 7 exons. Gene Ontology annotation, cellular component: plasma membrane signaling receptor complex. Gene Ontology annotation, molecular function: protein binding; zinc ion binding. NCBI's taxonomy places the organism in Eukaryota, Metazoa, Echinodermata, Asteroidea, Forcipulatida, Asteriidae.
ACUCGGUCAAAUGAAUUAGUGGGUGUGUUUUGGUCAGCUUUAUGGAUGGUGGUUUUCUCUCAAAGUUGUUUGUUUUCUUCAGUUUUCUUGAAAUUGGAUUUUUAUAUUUUAGAAGACAGACGAAAUGGAGUUCCAUGUUCCAAGUUACAUCCAUAUCAGAGGAUGUCCGCAACUUCUUGAUACACGAUUCGUUAAAGCGAUGGAAGGUAAAAGCGACAAGGAGCUUGCCCUAGAAGAGGACUACCACCCUCCUCCCCAGAGUGCAAGUUUUCACCCAACCCCCGGCCCAACCUUGGACUCGUACGUCAGCAUUAAUGAGAGCACCGAGGGCUAUGACCUCAAAUUUGAGCCCGGACUCGAGCCCAAGUAUGAGUGCCCCAUCUGUCUGAUGUGCUUGCGGGAGCCGAUGCAAACAGAAUGUGGGCACCGGUUUUGUGGCGCGUGCAUACUACGAUCCCUCAGGGAUGCAGGCAGUCGGUGUCCCGUAGAUCAGCUUCCAUUACAAAAGAUGUUUCCAGAUCUUUGUGUUCGAAGGGAAAUAAUGGACUUGAUGGCGCAUUGUCCCCACACCGAUUGUGUCGACAUCAUUGAACUGCGGAACAUGGAGGCUCAUCAAGAAAUGUGCCCGUUUGGGCUCCAGUCCUGCCCGAACCAAUGCAGUGAGAUGGUUCAGCGUAGGUCCAUGGGGGAUCAUAUAAGAACGACCUGCCCAAAAAGACAAAUCAACUGUGAUUCCUGUGAUGCUCCGAUCUCCUACGAUCACAAACAGGUACAUCUUGACACCUGUUCGAAGGUCACCAUAUCAUGUGAUUACUGCAAGGAGUCCAUGCUUCGGGAGACGAUGAUGACGCACCUUAAGAACCUCUGCCCCAAGAUGGUCAUUCUGUGUCGGUUUCAUGCAAUAGGCUGCACUGAGAGGUUGGAGCGGGAGCUAAUGCCAGGUCACUUAAAGUCCUCGAUGGAACAGCACAUGGAACUUAUGGCAUCACAACUAGAGCAUAUCCAGGUCGCUCCCAAACGUACAUCAUCAAGCCAUCAAGAAUACGAGGCGCCAGACUUGUCAAUGUUUGAACAUUACGAAUAUUCAGUCUACCCCCCGUAUGCAACAAAAUUUAAAACGCCGGAACCCUUUCCGACGACAACAACUUCUGGUUUUUCGACGUGCCAAACACCGAUUUUCACGCCUUCUUUCGUAUCACCAUCGACAAAACCCGAAGAGGCUGAGGUAGAGACGCUGAGAGCAAAGAUGCCAGACUCAGCGAAGCUUAAGCGGGCGGAUUUCAAGUCGUCUGUGAGCGUCCCGCCAGCUGGGGACAACAAGCCUGUCAUGCGUCGGUUUGCGUCGGCCGAUCAUCGGGUCACAACAGUGGCCUCCAUGGACCCCAGGGGUGUUGACCAUCGAUACUCAACUGGCGAUCGCAGCGUACAGCUCCGCCACUUUCCCUCGUUCGAGCAAGAGCAGGGCGUGUCGCCCGACGGUGACCUUACGAGGAGCUUUCAGAGGAUGGAAGCGGAACAUCGCUCUCUGAGGGAAAAGAUGAAAGUUCAAGAGCAGUGGGCGGCAAUGCAGAAGCAAGAGAUGAUCUCAAUGCAUUUGAGCACACAACACAAGAUAAAGAUGCUCUCGGAGUCGCUGUCGAAACUGGAAACGAGAUUGUGCGGCGGAGAGUUCUUCUGGAGGUUGGAAGGGUACUCUGAGCUUCUGCGAGAGGCGUCGAAAGGAGAGACCAGCGUCUGUCACAGCCAGGGAUUCUACACCAGUUUCUACGGUUAUAAACUGUGUCUGCGCGUCAACUUCAACUCCCCGAGCAGCGGGCAUAGUCAGCACAUCUCGUUGUUUGUGCACUUCAUGAAGGGAGAGUUUGAUGACAUACUGGACUGGCCGUUCAGCGGUACAAUCACUCUGUCGAUUCUCGACCAGAACGAAGACACGUCGAAACGGAAGCCCAUUUGUGAAACACUCGUCGCCAAACCCGAACUGGCAGCUUUCCUUCGGCCAAGAACGAAUAGGAACCACAAAGGGUUUGGUUACAUGGAGUUUGCCCCGCUGGAAAUGUUAACCAGCGGCGCGUACAUAAAGAAUGAUAGCGUGAUAGUCAAGGUUAAAGUUCAUUGACCCCGGUCAGAGUUUAAUGAUCAAUUUAAUUUAUGCAAGGGCCGCAUACUUCAUUGACCCCGGGUCAGAGUUUAAUGAUCAGUUUAAUUUAUGCAAGGGCCGCACUCUUCCCAGGAAGUUGAAAAUGGUUCAGCUUCGAUUGAUGACAUUGUUAAUCUUUACUGACCUUAAUUACUAAUAAUAAUAACCAAUAAAAACAACCAAUAACAACAACACAAAGUGGUCACCGAGAUUAGCCAUAAAAUGAAAAAUCAUGAAAAUUGUGGAAAAAAGCUCCCUGAAUGUACAGAUUUAGAGGUUACAGACUCCGUACAUCAUUUCAAAUAGACAUCAGGGGCCGAUUUCACAAAGAGCUAAAAUUGAUCGCAACUGCAAAUCAGUCGUAGUUACUUAGUAAAGUGUGAU